Kogia breviceps (pygmy sperm whale) is the source of this 813-nucleotide messenger RNA. RefSeq names its product olfactory receptor 7E178-like. Gene Ontology annotation, molecular function: olfactory receptor activity. The record is from RefSeq and is a predicted model, not a curated record. Gene Ontology annotation, biological process: G protein-coupled receptor signaling pathway. NCBI's taxonomy places the organism in Eukaryota, Metazoa, Chordata, Mammalia, Artiodactyla, Physeteridae. Gene Ontology annotation, cellular component: plasma membrane.
AUGUUGGGGAACCUACUCAUCACCCUCGCUGUUACUUCUGAUUCCCACCUCCACACCCCCAUGUACUUCUUCCUCUCCAUCCUGUCCUUGGUUGACAUUGGCUUCAUCUCCACCACCAUCCCUAAGAUAAUUGUCAACAUCCAUACUCACAGCACAGUCAUCUCCUUUGCAGGCUGCCUGACACAGAUGCCUAUUUUUAUCCAUUUUGGACGUAUGGAUAGUAUGCUUCUGACUGCUAUGGCUUAUGACCGGUUUGAAGCCAUCUGUCACCCACCGCACUACCAGAUCAUCAUGAACCCACGCCUCUGUUGCAUCUUCAUUUCGGUGUAUAUUUUUGUUAGCCUUUUGGACUCCCAAGUGCACAAUUUGAUUGCGUUACAACUUAUCUGCUUCAAGGAUGUGGAAAUUUUUAAUUUCUUCUGUGACCCUUCUCAACUCCUCAAGCUAACCUGUUUUGAGACUUUCACCAAUAACAUAGUCCUGUAUUUUCUUGUUGCCACCUCUGGUUUUCUUCCCUUCUCGGAUAUUUUAUCUUACUUUAAAAUUAUUUCCUCUAUUCUCAGAGUCCCCUCAUCAGAAGGUAAGUAUAAAGACUUCUCCACUUGUAGUUCUCACCUUUCACUUGUUUGCUUAUUUUAUGGAACCUGAUUUGGGGUGUACUCCAGCUCAGCCAUCUCACAAUCUCCCAGGAAGGAUGCAGUGGUCUCAGUGGUGUACACUGUGGUCACCCCCAUACUGAACUCCUUCAUCUAUAGUCUUAGAAACAAUGACAUCAAGAGUGCCAUGUGGAGGUUACUCAGCAAAACAAAUUAA